This is a messenger RNA of Enterobius vermicularis (human pinworm), 246 nucleotides long. Lineage: Eukaryota; Metazoa; Nematoda; Chromadorea; Rhabditida; Oxyuridae. The record is from the annotation of a GenBank genome assembly.
AUGCCGUUCAUCGGUAAGGACUGGCGUGGUCCAGGGAAUAAAUGGAUACGCUGUCCACAUACAGAUGGCUGGGAGCAAAGAAAACUGCGACCUACACAGAUAGCAGACUUUGAAGUCCCGCAAUCUACCAGCUGUGUCCUUGCCGAACGUUUUAACAGAACAGGGUCCUCUACGUCGUUAUCCUGCAGUGAUAUUUUAUCAUCACAUUCUGAUGAGACAACAACAGAUGAUUCAGGUCUGUUCUGA